AUGCCAGCGGACGCCGAACUCAGCAGCCUGCUCAGCAGGCGGCAGAGGAUCAACGACGAACUCGAGGAAGGCAAGGAGGUGAAGAAGCAGUACAAGUUCGUGAACGUUUACACGGAAUUCCACGAGUUGUCGCGCCGCGAGAUCAAGCAGUACGAGCACACCUUCAACAGAUUCGAUGAUGGUCACGAUGGCUACCUCGAUCUCUCCGAACUGAAGCGAAUGAUGGAGGUUUUGGGUGCACCACAAACACAUCUCGGACUCAAGGCGAUGAUCCAGGAGGUCGACGAGGAUGGAGAUGGCCGCAUAUCUUUCCGUGAGUUUCUGCUGAUCUAUCGUAAAGCACGAGCUGGUGAAUUAGAACAAGAUUCUGGAUUGAGCCAGCUGGCCAGACUCACCGAGGUUGAUGUCGACGAAGUCGGCGUUACAGGCGCUAAGAACUUCUUUGAGGCCAAAAUUGAGCAGCUGCGAAAGGCCUCAAAGUUCGAAGACGAGAUUCGCAUGGAGCAAGAGGAGCGGAAACGAGAGGAGGAAGAAAAGGCAGCGAGGCGAGAGCAAUUUCGGCAGAAAGCCGCGAUCUUUGGCAAAUAAUUGCGGAGCGAAAAUCACGGGAGAGCAAAAAUCGACUACGUGCUCAUUAGUAUGCGAAGAUGGAAUAUCUUGAGUUUAUUUCUAAUGCUUGAAACCGCCGAAGCGAUAUCCGACGCCAACGAGCAACCAACUCUGUAAACUAUUUAAGCGACGUGAAAUCGUGAUUCAAUUACAGCAGCGAUUGUCAGAAUUCGAAGCGACUGAAAUCGCGAUAUAAUUUCCUAUGCUAUUACGCAAAUGAAUUUUACACACCAGUCGUCUCUAUCUUUACGAACAAAUCAUUUUACACUUGUCAAUAUUAGAAUUCGAGCUCAGUGAAGCGAUCAUCAUCAAUUUUUAAUUUGAAAGCUAUUAUUGGAAUUAUUACAGUUUUGUUGUCGAAUAUAUGCAAUAAGCUGGAUUUAAAAAUAAGUGACAAAAAGCAAUGCAUUUUUUCUUAAACUGUUGCAAUUUUUAUUUUAUAUUUAUUAAACUUGCAUAUAUAUGUAUGUAUCGCGAUUUGACACAACGUUGCAAAUGCAUUUACUAUGAAACUCGGAAUGUACUGUUAUGGAACGCUACGAAGAUUUUAAUAAUGUUCACAUGAUUAUAUACGUCCACGUGAACUUUACAUAGAAAAUGUUUUAAAAAACCGUUGAUAUCUAAUACAUAUCUAUCUUAUACAGAUAUAUAUUUUUUAAUUGGAUAACGCGCAAAUUAAAUAUUUACUUGCUGUUUUAAUAGCAAUUUUAAUACCUUGUUGUAAAAUGUUUAAAGUUAAAAGUUGAAAAGUGUACAAUUAAUUAAUAAUUGCAUAAAAUAUUUAAUAUACAAAUAUUGACACUUAAUGAAUGCGAAUCUGCGUGAAGUUUAGAAGAGUCAAUAUUGAAUAAGUGGCCUGUUUAUCACAGAUAUCACAUGAUUAUCGUAUAAAAUUUUCACUUUUGUUUUUUAAUAUAUAAUGAAGAGACUGAAGAGGGAAUUGAUAUGAAAAUCGCGCGAUUUUGCAUUAUUCAAUAGAAAAUGAUCCUAAUUGUGCCCCCUCUAAAUGCUAGAGGCUUUUGAUAGUGUAAAGUUUGUCGGCAAACGUAUCUUAAUUUUUACUAAUAAUGAUGAUUAUUUUAUAGGAUAUUACUUUCUUUUUAAUUAAAUAAGAAUUUCUUGUUAAACGACACGCAUAUAUAGUACUGUGUAUGUAUAAUAUAAGAGAAAUAUGCAUGUAGAUAUGUUGUAUAUUCGUUCAAAUGCGUGUGAAUGUAUGUUAAGCUACAAAUAUGCGUCCUGCUUCAUUUAACUUCAAAAUUGGGACAUUAAAUAAUUAAAUCAUACGAGAAUUUGAUAAA
Molecule: messenger RNA, 1910 nt
Organism: Monomorium pharaonis (pharaoh ant)
Lineage: Eukaryota; Metazoa; Arthropoda; Insecta; Hymenoptera; Formicidae
Gene: Swip-1
Product: EF-hand domain-containing protein D2 homolog
Exons: 4
Coding region: 1-588 (195 amino acids)
Molecular function (GO): calcium ion binding
Source: RefSeq, a predicted model, not a curated record